AUGCACAGCAGCAAGGCAAGUCCACACAAACAAAUAUCACCGCAGAAGAAGUCCACAGGAAAAGAUAUUUCUCUUACUAGUACUACUACUACUACUACUAUGAAUACUACUAUUAGUAGUAUAAAUGAAAGUAAUACCACUAGUAUGAAUAGUAGUAGUAUGAAUAGUAAUAGUGAUAGUGUUGGUGUUCCUCAGGAAACGGCAACUGUGGGAGUCUUCAGUAAAGAAGAUUGUAAAGGUGUGAGUCAGCAUAAAGAAUGGAAUACACUCAACACACAAGAAAUGAUAAUGUUACUACUGCGUGAACUGCACGCACAACGCAUGUUGGCAAAUGCAUAUAAACGAAAAUACAAAAAGACAUUGGAGGCCCUGCGCACUACUACUGCUACUACUACUACUAAUAAUAAUAAUAAUAAUAAUAAUAAUAACAGUAUGAUGACGACAACAGAUACUCCAUUAUCCGAUAAACGGGUAUCGCGAGAGGUUCUUGCAGAGAGUAGUAAUAGAGAAAAUAGAUUCAAUAGUGAUAACAGUUCACCUCCAACAACAAGAGGAGUAUCUACCACAGCUGUGCGUAUGCCUACUAGUCCAUCGAAUAGAAAUACUCCUAAACAACCACACCAACUGCAGAAGAAGAAAGAAGAAAAAGAAAAAGAAAAAGAAGAAUAUAAUGAAAAGGAAAAGAAAUCAUUUCAAUCAUCUAAUCACAAACAUCAUCAUCAUCAUCAUAGUAUACCGCACAGUCUAACAGAAGGGAUGAGUGAUAAAUUUAUAAAAGAGGCUUUAGAGAAUCCAGAGGCAAUAGCCGCUGAACUCACAGAGGCCGUAGAAAGUGAUCAACGCUCGUAUGAACUCCUGAGGAAAUCUAUUGAACAUGCAAAGCUGAAAAUGUGUCAAUUAAACUCUCAUGAUAUUUCUAUUCCUGUUACUACUACUACUACUACUAAUAGUAAUAGUAAUAAUAGUAAUAAUAAUAAUAGUAAUAGUAAUAAUAGUUCUUCUACGGAAUGGAGAGAGCCUUCUAAAGUCUCUUCACCUGUUCUCCCUCCUUCUCCUCAUAAUGUUUGGGGAAGUAAAGGAGACUAUUGUAUUCCAAUCACCGCUGCCGUCGUCCACACAUCCCCACCAACCCAACACAGUUUUGAGAAUAAUAAUAAUAAUAAUAAUAAUAAUAAUAAUAAUAAUAAUACCAGUUUUCAAUCCACACCAGUCAGUAAGAUCUAUGGUUCUUGCCGUUCUCAUCAGGAUGAUGAUGAUGAUGAUGAUAGUCCACAUCGCCAUGGUCGUUAUUCUUUAAAUAUAUCCGCUGAACACUCCAUCUCUUCAUCUCUACAUAAUCCAAGGGAAGAUUCACCGCAAACACCAUCAGAAGACGUUCAUGAAAGAAGAAGAAGUGAUGAAAAGAGAAGAAGAAGUCAUAGUAAUAGUAAUAGUAAUAAUAAUAGUAAUAGUUGUGAUAGUGAUAGUAAUAGUGAUAGUAAUAAUAGUGAUACUAUGAGAAAACGAAUGGUGGCAAAUGAACGACUGCGGCAGUGGCGAUUGGAGGCUUUGCGUGUACGAAGUACAUCCUGUAAGGCACUGUUAUUAAAAGAAGAAAGAAAGAAGAGUGAAACAACAAAGAAUUCAAGUGAUAAAUAA
Molecule: messenger RNA, 1638 nt
Organism: Trypanosoma theileri
Lineage: Eukaryota; Euglenozoa; Kinetoplastea; Trypanosomatida; Trypanosomatidae
Exons: 1
Coding region: 1-1638 (545 amino acids)
Source: RefSeq, a predicted model, not a curated record